AAAAAAAAAAAAAGCAACAAGGCGAGCAAAUAGCGAGUAGACACGCCCCGAAAGUGGUCAGGCGGAUAAGGUAGACGAGUGAGCUACAAGAGGCUAGAGGUCGCAGAGGAACAGAGUGAGAAAAGAAUUACUGCGUACAGCGCUCUGGAGUAUUCGUAGGUGAAGAGGAGAUAAGGCGGAACAUGAAGUACCUUGGACCGGGGGUUGGACGGAUACCACAGCGGGUUAAGGAGGGCGGAUGUAGGGAUUGGGGUGGGAUGGGACGGCGAGGGGGGAUGCUUGGGAGCAAGAGGUGGAGAGCCAGAUUGGUCGACGAGGCGAACGGUGAAUUAGGCGUAGGACGAAUGGUCCUUCUGGCGCAACAUUGGAUUUUCCCUUCUCCCGCCUAGGUACUGCUAUUUCCCCUUUGCUUGAUUGGCGCUGCUUGGUUUAUCUGUCGCUGGUUGGAUGCUGGAUGCACGUUCGAGGAGAGGGAGAAAAAGAGAGGAGGGAAUCAUCGGCACCGUUUCUAUGUGUACAUGAUGGAAGCAUAGGGUGAUAGGGUAGACACGUAGUCGGUACUCGGGAUGCGCAUCGAGAAUCAUUGCAUCAAGAUGUAGAUUCUACGCCUAGACAGUGAGCUGCAAUGCGCCUGGGAUCACUAGAGAUGGAGGAAAGGCUCCCCCGUACUUGGUACACGGUACGGAGUACUUGAGGAAUACAUCAGAAAGUCGGAGGGUCCCAUAUGGGGCACAGAGACGGCGCUAGUAUAAGUCGGUCCAGCCUUGCGUGUACUUUGUGCCGCCAGAGUUGCGGCAAGAGGUACAUGCUGAUUCGAGUAAAUCCCGGCAGCACCCAAGAGGCACCCGGCGAAUGUUACGGGUGGAUGUGGAGUCUUUUCCCACCAGGGGGGCCACGAAGGACCUUCUCGCGCAAAGCAAUUCGCUCCUCCAGCCCGUGGCCGACAUGGAAUACGAAUGGUGAUCGGUCGACCAUCUUUCCUAACCCAGCGCAAGCGUCGACGCCCCAAAGGGGAUUGUCAGAGGUCUCCGGUGUGCUUGUCCCAGACCACAGGCAAUUUCAGAUAUGAACAUUGGCUCGAAUGGCUGUUGUGCCCCUCCUCCAAGCCCGG
Molecule: messenger RNA, 1111 nt
Organism: Colletotrichum godetiae
Lineage: Eukaryota; Fungi; Ascomycota; Sordariomycetes; Glomerellales; Glomerellaceae
Exons: 1
Coding region: 725-1069 (114 amino acids)
Source: RefSeq, a predicted model, not a curated record